AUGCAUAUGAUGUUCCAUUGGCAAGCUACAAUAAUGGGACCAAAUGACAGUCCCUAUCAAGGUGGAGUAUUUUUCUUGACAAUUCACUUCCCAACAGAUUAUCCCUUCAAACCACCUAAGGUUGCAUUUACAACAAGAAUCUAUCAUCCAAAUAUUAACAGUAAUGGCAGCAUUUGUCUUGAUAUUCUACGAUCACAGUGGUCCCCAGCACUAACGAUUUCAAAAGUACUUUUGUCCAUCUGUUCUCUGUUGUGUGAUCCCAAUCCAGAUGAUCCUUUAGUGCCUGAGAUUGCACGGAUCUACAAAACAGAUAGAGAAAAGUACAACAGAAUAGCUCGGGAAUGGACACAGAAGUAUGCGAUGUAAUUAAAGAAAUUAUUGGAUAACCUCUACAAAUAAAGAUAGGGGAACUCUGAAAGAGAAAGUCCUUUUGAUUUCCAUUUGACUGCUUUCUAUGAGCCCACGCCUCAUCUUCCCCUGUGCACAUGUUUACCUGAUACAGCAGUGCUGCGUGUUGUACAUACUUGGAACAACAAAAUAGAAAUACUGUAUUUCCCCGUACCAACAUUGACUCCUAGCAGAGAAGUGUGUGUGUGAAAAGCUGGUUCUUCAGUCAUAACUUUGUGAGCCUAAAAGCAUUCCUUGUUGAUUUAAAUUGGGUCAUAAAAUGUGACUGGGAGAGUUCUGGUGGAUUUCAUAUUUCUAAGGACCGUGUUGCUGAUCCGUGAAGGAUUUUAAGUGGAAUCUUUUAAACUCAUAAUAGUUAUGAAAAGCAAGGUGAAGAACUUGAAGCUGUUUCUGUAUUCAUUUUAUUCUGAAGGACCUACACCUUAGGUAAAUGUUAUGACCAAUGAGGUAAACUGUACCCGCAUCCCGUGUUUAAGGUCUAAGUUUAACCGGUCAACAUUUAAAUGGAUUGGAGCUAUUAGUGCAUCAAGUGAUGUUGAUUUGUUUCAACUCUCUCCCUCCCUUCAUACUUCUUUUGGUUUGUAUGUGGUUUCUCAGUUAAUACAUAGCUAAUAGCUCAUAUUUUUUUUAAAAAUUUUUUUAACUGCUUAGGUCUUUCUGGAUGUAAGGGUAAAAAUCCAUUUGACAGAAAACUUGUGUAUAUUUAAAGACCCAACUGCUCCCCUGGAGCUUGUACGUUCAAGAAUGAUUAAUCUGUGUAAUAAACUGAUUACUACAGUCAUUACAUAUAACUUUGUGUGAAUAGGCUUUUAAUUUUAAGAGCAGUUUGUUACAGGCUAAAACUAAUGGUGGAUUUCUCUAAAACUCUUGCAUUCACGGAUGGUUGCAUUUGGAAGUCGUGAAGCAGUUUUGGUUUGCAUCACACAAGGCUGCGCACCUGAACAAGACAGACGUAAGCUUAAGCACUUACAUGAAAUCAGGAUGUGUAGUGUGCCAGGAACUCGACUGUUAAACCAAAUAAGCAGUUUACUAAAUGAGAAUCUGAGUGACAUUUUACAAAGCCUAAUGGUAUUAUUCCCACUUGCAUGGGACCUAACACAAUGUGUAUGUACUGUAGGUAAGUGAAACCUUAUGUAACUAAAAUAAUGGAUGUAAAAGGGUAAAAAAAAAAAACAAACCUACCAAACACAUCAGCACAAACUUUUCAUAAAAUGUAGCUUUUACAUAAUUACUUUGCACUAAACAUUUGCAAAUGUUCAUACAGUUUUAAAUUGUACUUGUAUGUGUCUUUUUUUUUUGAACAAAGUCUUCACUUGAAUCUAGUGAAAAAUGUAGUUUGAAACUUUUCUUUGUAUACAAGUGUAUUUGCCAGCAUCGUUGGUGUGACAGUAGGUGAGUCUGCAAGUUUAUCUCCUCUUAGUAGAAUUGUAAACAAAGCCAUCGGCUGAAGGAGGGGCUGUAGCCUCCAGCUCUCCCGCCACAGGGGUCUGUCCCAUCCGUUUUCAAAUGCAUCUUUACACUCUUGCACAAACGAGGAAUAAAUGUCCACUGCUUUUGGUCUAAA
Leptosomus discolor (cuckoo roller) is the source of this 1972-nucleotide messenger RNA. The record is from RefSeq and is a predicted model, not a curated record. Lineage: Eukaryota; Metazoa; Chordata; Aves; Leptosomiformes; Leptosomidae.